CUGUGGAUAUAUUACAUAUCAUUCACCAAAUUUGAUAUUUCAAUCACGGAAAACACACAUACCCAAAACAGUCAUUCCUACUCAGAUCAACAAAUACCGCUACCUGCUACACGUUUUUUCGGUGCAUGUAAUCUGGAUUACUACAGCAUGAGCCAUCAAUGCGGUUGCAAUGUCCAUUAA
This is a messenger RNA of Heterobilharzia americana, 180 nucleotides long. Lineage: Eukaryota; Metazoa; Platyhelminthes; Trematoda; Strigeidida; Schistosomatidae. The record is from the annotation of a GenBank genome assembly.